Myripristis murdjan (pinecone soldierfish) is the source of this 2483-nucleotide messenger RNA. Its product is annotated as protein lifeguard 3-like. Gene Ontology annotation, cellular component: membrane; Golgi apparatus; endoplasmic reticulum. The record is from RefSeq and is a predicted model, not a curated record. NCBI's taxonomy places the organism in Eukaryota, Metazoa, Chordata, Actinopteri, Holocentriformes, Holocentridae. Gene Ontology annotation, biological process: negative regulation of apoptotic signaling pathway. Bases 1 to 1023 code for a protein of 340 amino acids. The transcript has 11 exons.
AUGUCCAGGUCAGACUACCCUCCGGGGUACAAUGACUCCCAUGGCCUGCUGUACGGCCCUCAGGGUGGGAACCAGCCCCCUCCCCCUGCCUAUGGCUUCCCCUCCUACGGUGGAUCCCCGCAAGGAUUCCCCUCUGCCCCCUACCCCGGUGGACCAAAUGCACCUCCAUACCCGGGCCAGCCAGGAGGAUACCCCCCUGGCCCGUACCCAGGACAGCCUCACCCUGCUGGCGCUCCAGGAGCCGGCUACCCCAGUCACCCCCCCAUGCCCCCACCUGUCAUCCCGCCUACCAUCCCAUCAGACGUCCUGAGCUCAGAUGAUGACGGGUUCGCGGCAAGAGACAGCGGUUGGGACAGUCUGAGUGUCCGGCAUUCCUUCAUCAGAAAGGUGUAUAUGAUUUUGGCGUCCCAGCUCCUCGUCACCACGGCCAUCGUGGCUAUAUUCACAUUUGUUGAACCUGUCAGAUAUUUUGUACAGAGAAACCAAGCCGUCUACUGGGCAUCAUUCGCCGUGUAUUUCAUCACCCACAUGGUGCUGGUCUGCUGCAAGGGGCCCCGGAGGAAGCACCCAUGGAACGUCAUUCUGCUGCUGAUCUUUACUCUGGCCAUGUCCUACAUGACUGGAGCCAUAGCCAGCCACUACGAUACAAAAGCAGUGUUUCUUGCCCUGGCUAUCACUGCCAUCGUCUGCAUCGUCGUCACUGUCUUCUGUUUCCAGACAAAGGUUGACUUCACCAAGUGCCAAGGCCUGUUCUGUGUGCUAGGGAUUGUUAUGCUUGUGACCGGCAUCAUUACAGCCAUUGUGCUUUCUUUCAAAUAUAUUCCCUGGCUUCACAUGCUUUACGCGGCUAUGGGGGCGAUAGUCUACACCCUGUUCCUGGCAUACCACACACAGCUGCUGAUAGGCAACAGGAAGCACUCCAUCAGUCCAGAGGAGUACGUGUUCGCCGCGCUCUCCAUCUACGUGGACAUUGUCCAGAUCUUCAUUUUCCUGCUGCAGAUCAUCGGCGCUGCCUCGAAGUAACACAGGGAAACACGGCCGGCCUGGGUCAACAGGGUACAGACAUGCACCCUACUGCAAAACCAUUCCACGCCCUUUGUGAAACCUUUGCUUUGUUUUCAGUUUUAGUUUAGAAGGAGUAGUUAGCUGGCAGGGAAAACUGUAGGAGGUGAUAGAAGUUUUUUUUUUUUUUUUUGCAGAGGAUCACCAGUAGCCAGCGAGCACUAGUGAUGAUGCAAACGCCAGUACUGAUCAAGAAAUUAGAAAGCUGUACUUGCCUCGGCUGACAACAUAGCUUGUGAUAGUAAUUACGUUAGCCUUUAUACUGUAUGUUGUCAGUCAAAUCAGAAUUAAUGAAAUCAUGAAGUGCUUCAGGGGAAAAGGGCUAAGGGUCAAUUUGACAGUAUGACAUAUUAUUGGUCAUUCCUAUGCACAUAUAAUGCACUUUUUUCCUCAAAUCUACAACCUUCAUUUCUUCAUUAUGCAACUUAUUUGUGGUUCACAAAUAGAUAAAAAUACUAAUACCAUAAUAAAUAAUAUCCGUUGACACUGGAACGCCCAGCUGCAACAUUUAACCAGUUACUCGCUGGCCAAAUGUUAAGGCGGACCGUGUCUGCACAUUUUCUCACCGUGAAUUCAGAUGUGUGUCUUAAAGCUGGGGCUUGAAGAGAAAAUAUUUGGUCAAUACCGCAAACACAAAUUUGCAAGCAGGGAAGCCAGCUCCAAGGUUACGUCUGAAUGUGACCCUGAGAUGCAGCCCCAGCGCUCUAGAGGGAAGAAAUUGGUCUGAAUGCGCGGUGUGUCUCCUCUCCUUACACCUAACGACAGCCUGACGUCUGCGAAUGUGUCCUGGGUUCAUGUAAACAAGCUUCUGCUGAAGGUCUUCAAUACAUGUGUUGCUAUAUAAUAGCCAUAUUUAUAUACACCGCUACUGUCUUUACAAAGUUACUGAAGUGUAAUUUUAUAACUAUGAGAUGUACAGGGUUAUACUCAUCUGGCUUUUUUUGUAUUGUGACAUUCUUAUUUGUCGCCACAAACACUUGUUUAUACACUUGUUAGAAACAUACCUGGGUCAAACAGUAUUCACCAAUACACACUGCGUUUUUUUUUUUUUUUUUUAAAAUCAUACACAAGUGCCAUUACUGUGGGUUUUGCCACAUUGGACAGCACAAUUGGAAAGGACCGUUAGACCUUAGGAACAUGUUUGAAAGUCCAUUUUGUAAAGUUUCCAUUUCACCUGACACUAUCAUACCUGCACUGCAGUCGCCAAGAAUUAUCUGAAACUACGAUUUGACCCAAGUGUGUUUAAAAACCGAUUGAAACCAAAGUCACUUGUACGCCAAGAUUCACAACAACCAUGUGAGACAUUUUGUACAUAAGUGAAGCCAGUCAGUCGGAAUACUGGCUUGUAGAUAUACAUAUCACUGCUGUGGGAGAUCUGUUAGCCUUUUCUUAUCAAAUAAAGACUUUUAUUUGUGAGUGUG